GAAGCACAGCCUGCCAAACCAUUCCUGGAAAAAAGCUCCCUUACAGCUAAGGGAAAUGGUCAUUUUUCAAAUCCUAUUUUUCCCAGAGCAAACUGCCAAGAUCCACAGGUUAAAAAUCCACCUUCCAGAAAUCCAUUGCUAGAGCACUUCAGAGGCUUAGCAUUUCCCCAUUCUAACGAAAUGAUGAAGAUAUUUCACAAAAGAUUUGGUCUCCAUCACUUCCGGACAAAUCAGCUUGAAGCCAUCAAUGCUGCUCUGUUGGGUGAAGACUGCUUCAUCUUAAUGCCCACAGGAGGUGGGAAGAGCUUAUGCUACCAGCUACCAGCUUGCGUUUCACCGGGAGUCACCAUUGUGAUCUCCCCCUUGAGGUCACUGAUAGUGGAUCAAGUUCAGAAGCUAACAUCAAUGGAUAUUCCAGCAACUCACCUGACAGGUGACAAGACUGAUGCUGAAGCAUCCAGAAUCUACAUGCAGCUGUCGAAGAAAGAUCCCAUCAUAAAACUCCUCUACGUUACUCCAGAGAAGGUCUGCUCGAGUGGCCGGCUGAUGUCAACCCUGGAGAAUCUCUAUGAGCGGAAGCUGUUGGCGCGCUUUGUGAUUGACGAGGCACACUGCGUUAGUCAGUGGGGCCAUGACUUCCGCCAAGACUACAAGCGGCUGAAUAUGCUUCGUAAGAAAUUUGCUUCCAUUCCUAUGAUGGCUCUUACUGCCACCGCAAACGCAAGGGUGCAAAAGGACAUCUUGAAUCAACUGGAGAUGCUGAAGCCACAGGUGUUUAGUAUGAGCUUUAACAGGCGGAACCUGAAAUAUGAUGUUUUGCCCAAGAAGCCCAAAAGUGUUGCACUGGACUGCUUGGAUUGGAUCCGAAAAUACCACCCAAAUGACUCUGGAAUAAUUUAUUGCCUCUCCCGAUACGAAUGUGACUCGGUUGCCAGCACAUUGCAGAGCUCUGGCCUUUCUGCACUUGCCUAUCAUGCUGGUCUCGCGGACAGCACCAGAGACCAUGUGCAGCAGAAGUGGAUUAAUCAGGACGGAUGUCAGAUUAUAUGUGCAACCAUUGCUUUCGGCAUGGGGAUUGAUAAACCUGAUGUGCGCUUCGUGAUCCAUGCCUCUCUUCCUAAAUCUGUUGAAGGUUACUAUCAGGAGUCGGGCAGAGCUGGGCGUGAUGGAGAAAUUUCUCACUGCCUGCUCUUCUACACCUAUGCUGAUGUCAACAGGCUGAGAAGACUCAUAUUUAUGGAAAAAGAUGGGAACAGCCACACAAGGCAGACACAUUUCAACAAUCUCUACAGCAUGGUACAUUACUGUGAGAAUAUCGUGGAGUGCCGGAGAGUGCAGCUGCUGGCCUACUUUGGGGAAACAGGCUUCAACUCUAGGUUUUGCAAGGAACACCCUGAAGUCAGUUGUGACAACUGCAGCAAGAAGCAGGAUUAUAAACCACGGAACGUGACAGAAGAUGUGAAAAAUAUUGUUAGGUUUGUUCAGGAGCAUUGUGGCGAGAAGCGAGUAAGAAGGAACAACACAGGGAGGUACACCUUGAAUAUGAUGAUUGACAUUUUCUUGGGUACAAAGAGUGCCAAGAUUCAGUCUGGCCUGUUUCGCCAAGGAGCAGCCUACUCACGCCAUAAUGCUGAGCGACUCUUUAGGAAACUGGUACUGGACAAGAUUCUAGAGGAAGACCUUUACAUCACUGCUAAUGACCAAGCAGUUGCAUAUGUCCAGAUUGGUGAGAAAGCUUAUGCUGUGCUGAAUGGAUCUCUGCAGGUAGAGUUCCAUGAAACUGAAAGUGCCAGCAGUAUUCGCAAGCACCAAAGGGCGUCAGUGAUCAAAAUUUCCCAGCGGGAAGAGAUGGUUAAGAAAUGUCUCUCAGAACUCACAGAUGUCUGCAAAAACCUUGGGAAAGCGUUUGAUGUCCAUUACUUCAAUGUUUUUAACACUGCCACGCUUAAAAGAAUAGCAGAGACACUGUCUUCAGACCCUGCAGUUCUGCUUCAGAUUGAUGGUGUUACGGAGGACAAGUUAGAGAAGUAUGGAGCAGAAAUCAUUGAAGUGCUGCAGAAGUAUUCUGAAUGGACACUGCCAGCGGAAAACAAGCCUCUUUGGGCUACAGAAGCUGAUGCUGAAAGAAAUUCCAGUACUGAUGAAGCAGAGGAGGAGCUGCAUACAACAUCUGCCUAUUUCCACAACAGACCCAACAAGGGAAGGAAGAGAAAAAAGCCACAGUUCUUCAGAGAAUCAAAGAAGAAAAUGAGGUCUGGAGGCCAGCAGGCUUUUUCUAAAGGGGGUUACAGAACCGGCAAGAAGGCACCAUCUAACUCCAAAAGUUCCACAUCUUACAUUCCUCCUGCCAAGCCAGGAAUUGGCAAAAGGCCUGCAAUUAUGGCACCGCCAAAACCACAAAGCAGACAGUACCUUAAACCUUCUUUCUCACUUUUGUAAUAUCCUUAAAGCCUUUUAAAUUUUUAUGGAUGCUGUUUAACUAAUUUUUUAUUGAGGUGUAACACUCAUGCCUAAUGUUAAUAAAUACAUUUGCUUGAACCAUA
Lacerta agilis (Sand lizard) is the source of this 2543-nucleotide messenger RNA. RefSeq names its product BLM RecQ like helicase (gene BLM). The coding region runs from base 181 to 2439 and encodes 752 amino acids. Gene Ontology annotation, molecular function: ATP binding; 3'-5' DNA helicase activity; nucleic acid binding. NCBI's taxonomy places the organism in Eukaryota, Metazoa, Chordata, Lepidosauria, Squamata, Lacertidae. Gene Ontology annotation, biological process: telomere maintenance; double-strand break repair via homologous recombination; DNA replication. The transcript is spliced from 16 exons. Gene Ontology annotation, cellular component: chromosome; nucleus; cytoplasm. The record is from RefSeq and is a predicted model, not a curated record.